AUGACGACGGAAAAUGAAUCAAAUUUAUGUUCAAUCUGCAAUAAAUUUUCAGCUAAAUGUUUUUGCGUUGGAUGUAAAAAAUAUUUUUGUUCGAAAGAUUUCAAAGAACAUGAACAACAAUUAUCGACGAAAUUUGACAAUGAAAUCGUCAGAUCACAUGAUGAACUUCUUGAUCAAAUACAAAAAUUAGAAAAAUCAAAUUAUUCAUCAUUAGAUUUUUUUGAUCGAAUCGAACAAUGGAAAAAAACAACAAUAAAAAAAGUAGAAGAAGCAGCAGAAAAAGCUCGUCAUAAACUUAUUGAAUUGAUUGAAAAACAAAGAAUAAAAACAAUACAACAAAUAGAACCAAUAACAAAAGAAAUUCGUCGUCGUCAAGAAGAAGAAAAUUUUAUUGAAAAUGAUAUGGAUCAUCUUAAACAAAAACUCAAUGAGGUCCAACAAAAAGUUGAAAACUUUUUUCAAAAGCAUAUUAAAAGAUCAGUCGUUAUUGAUAAUCAAAAUCAAAUUGAUUGGAAUCAAUUCAUCUAUGUACGCGAAGAACCACCAAAGUCACCAUUAUUGUACAGUUCAAAUCUGAAGACUAAUGCAGAAUCAAUAGAAAAUCCUGUCAUUGUGGCUGGAGGAAAUGGAGAAGGUAGUGAAAUGAAUCAACUCAACUGUCCAUGGGGUUUGAAUGUUGAUGAUGAUCAAACUAUCUACAUUGCUGAGUACAACAAUCAUCGUAUUGUUAGAUGGAAAUAUGGUGCGACGGCUGGUCGAGUUGUAGCUGGUGGAAAUGGAGAAGGAAAUCGUCCUAAUCAAUUGAGAGGUCCGACCAAUGUGAUUAUCGAUAAACAAACAGAUAAUCUUAUCAUCUGUGAUUAUCGUAACAAAAGAGUAGUUCGAUGGCCUCGUCAAAAUGGUACCAAUGGAGAAACAAUCAUUUCAAAUGUUGGAUGCUUAGGCUCGACUAUGGAUGAUGAUGGCUUUCUCUACAUUGCUGAUUUUGAUAAACAUGAAGUUAGACGAUAUCAGAUGGAAGAUCAUCAAGGAGUAGUAGUUGCAGGUGGUAAUGGGCCAGGGAAUCAUCUUGAUCAGUUAAAUAAUCCCAGAUACGUGUUUGUCGAUCGAAACCAUUCAAUUUACGUAUCAGAUUAUAGCAACCAUCGUGUGAUGAAGUGGAUGAACGGUGCGAAACAAGGCAUUGUUGUGGCUGGUGGUCAAGAUCAAGGAAAUAGUCUAGCACAAUUAUCGAAUCCUUGUGGAAUAGUCGUGGAUCGAUCAGGUACUAUCUAUGUGGCUGACUGUUCUAAUCAUCGAAUAAUGCGUUGGUCUCCAGGAGACACACAAGGAACUGUCUUCGUUGGUGAAAGUGGUCAAGGAAGUCAAAUGAAACAACUCUCUUAUCCCAUCGGUUUAUCAUUAGAUCGAGAUGGUAAUCUCUAUGUGAGUGAUCAAAGAAAUCAUCGAGUACAAAAGUUCCUAGUUAAUUGA
Messenger RNA from Rotaria sp. Silwood1, 1473 nucleotides. The record is from the annotation of a GenBank genome assembly. Lineage: Eukaryota; Metazoa; Rotifera; Eurotatoria; Philodinida; Philodinidae.